This is a messenger RNA of Stegostoma tigrinum, 4218 nucleotides long. RefSeq names its product oocyte zinc finger protein XlCOF6.1-like. The record is from RefSeq and is a predicted model, not a curated record. Bases 171 to 1442 code for a protein of 423 amino acids. Lineage: Eukaryota; Metazoa; Chordata; Chondrichthyes; Orectolobiformes; Stegostomatidae. Gene Ontology annotation, cellular component: nucleus. The transcript is spliced from 2 exons. Gene Ontology annotation, biological process: regulation of transcription by RNA polymerase II; central nervous system development. Gene Ontology annotation, molecular function: DNA-binding transcription factor activity, RNA polymerase II-specific; RNA polymerase II cis-regulatory region sequence-specific DNA binding.
CGUGGGUGCGCCCCUGCAGCCGCUGAGUCUGAGGCGCCUUUCCGGUUCGUUUCCACCGGGAGGCUGAGGGCAACCUUCCGGAUGCUCCGGGGUUUAUAGACCAGGCCUCCCUUUAAGAUCUGAGUUAGUAGCUGGAUUCAUCAGGAUCUGAACAUAAUUGGUCUUUGCACAUGGAAGGAGAGAAGAGUGAUCAACUGGUGGACACACCACAUGUGUGUACCAUGUGUGGACUCACUGUUAUCCUUUCACCUGACCUGGAGAGACACGUGCACUGUAACUGUGAGGAGGAGCCAGGUAAAGAUGGGGGCAGCAAGAAAGAAUUGGGUUCACUGUCUGCAGAUGAUCAACGCCCUGUCACUGAGGAGAGUCAGUUUACCUGCUCUCCAUGUGGGGAUUUUUCUUAUCCAUCCCAUCUGCGAGCGCAGCAGUGGGUUCACUGCAACAAGAAUCUGUGGAAAUGUUCCCACUGUGCCAAGGGCUUCAAGAACCCGCAGGAGCUUAAGCAACACCAGGGCCAACAUGCUGGGCAGAGGCCUUUCCCCUGCUCGGUAUGUGGGAAGGGAUUCACUCAGUUAUCUGACCAGCGGAGGCAUCGGAAAAGCCACUCUGUUCACCCACUCCUUGAGUGCUCCUUCUGCAGGAAAAAGUUCACUCGAUCAUCUUCCCUCCUGAGACAUCAGCAGUUUCACACCAAUGCACGUCCGUUUCAGAGUUCAGACAAAUGCAACCAGGAGCUGAGGGGACAACAGCUGGAGGGAGUCGGCGAGAGGCCAUUCACCUGCCCAGCGUGUGGUAAGAGGUUUGCCCGCUCCUCCAACCUGCUGACCCACCAACGGGUCCACACGGGGGAGAGGCCAUUCACCUGCCCGGACUGUGGGAAGGAGUUUGCCCAGGCAUCCAACCUGGAAACGCACCAGCGCGUCCACACUGGGGAGAAGCCAUUCACCUGCUCUGUGUGUGGGAAAGGAUUUGCUCGAUCGUCCGCCCUACUGACCCACCAGCGGGUGCAUACUGGGGAGAGGCCGUUCACCUGCUCUGUAUGUGGGAAGGGGUUCACUCAGUCCUCCAAUCUGCUGACCCACCAGCGCAUCCACACCGGCGAGAGGCCGUUCACCUGCUCCGUGUGCGGGAAGGGAUUCAUUCGCUCCUCCAAGCUGCUGACCCAUCAGCAGGUCCACACCGACGAGAGACCGUUCCCCUGUUCGACCUGCGGGAAGUGUUUUAAAAGCACCAACAGUCUGGUGAUACACCAACGCUACCACACUGCCUUGCGACCGUUUGUCUGCUCUGUGUGUGGGAAGGGAUUCACGGACUCGUCCCACCUCCUGAGACACCAGCGGGUCCACACAGACGAGAGGCCGUUCACUUGCUCUGUGUGUGGGAAGGGAUUCAUUCGCUCCUCCCACUUGCUGAGACAUCAACAGGUUCACCCGACUUCCUAGCAUGUGACCCUGAUGGUAGCUGGGCUGAAGUGAAAAGUGUUUUAUGGAUUCCCAUGCUGUUCCUUUUAGGUUUUCAGCCUGUUUGGCUGACAUUUCCCUUCAUUGAUUAUCUCAUGGUGUUACUUGCACUCUACACCACAAGCCAUUUGGGUCAGUUGGUCUGAGAACACAUUACUUCACCACCUGAGCCUCGUCCCAUCCUCACUUCACCUCACAGCCAUAACGAUACCCUUCCAUUCCUUUCUCCAUCCUGUGUUUAUCCAGUUAUCCCCUUUCAGUAAUGUUCCGACUAUUCUUUUAAUAUGACUGUACAAAACAGGAACAGAAUGAGGCCAUUUGGCCCCUUGAGCCAUUCGGAAGGUCAUAGUUGAUCCAACAUCCCUCACAUCCACUUUCCUGCCCUUUCCCCAUAACCCUUGAAUUUUGAACUGGACAAGAAUCUGUCUAUCCUAGCCUUAAAUAUACAUGAUGACUCUGCUCCCACAGUGCUUUGGCAAGGAAUUCCAAAGACUCUUAAUCCUCUGAGAUGAAAAAAAUCUCCUCAACUCAGUCUGAAAUUGGGGCCCACUUAUUCUGAGUCAAUGCCCUCUGGUCUUGGACUCAACCAUGAGGGAAAACAUCCUCUCAAUAUUUACCUUUUUAAGCUCCUGAAGAAUGCGACAUGUUUCAAUGAGAUUGCCUGUAAUUCUUCUAAGCUCAGUGAGUAGAAACCCAGCCUGUUUAACCUUUGCUCAUUAGACAACCUCACCACACCACAGAUCAUCCUAGUGAAUCUUCUCCGAACUGCCUCAAAUUAAAUGAUGUCUUUCCUUAAUUAAGGGGAAACCAUAACUCCUCACACUAAUCCAGAUGUGGCCUCACCAUUUUGUACAGUUGCAGUAAGUCCUCCCUUCACUUAUACACCAACCACCUUUAUUGGAGAGGAUUUGAGUACAGCCAUAAUGAUGUAAUUCUUCAAUUGUAUAGGAGGUGAUUUUGACUGGACCUGGAAUACUUUGUAUGGUUCUGGUCUCCUUAUCACAGGAAGGAUAUUAUUGUCAUAGAGGGAGUGCAAUGAAGGUUCACCAGAUCUGUUCCUGGGAUGGUGAGAGACUAUCCUCCUCAGACAGAUUGGGCAAAACGUUUUCUCUAUUUCUGAAUAGCUGGGGUCCAAUCCCCGUACUCUGCAGUAGCUACUUCCAGCCACUCAGAAAAAGAACCAUCUGCUCCUGCUCUGUGCUUCCUAUUUGCCAACCAGUUCUGUCAGCACGUCAGUCCACUACCCAAUGCCAUGCUGUUUAAUUUUGCAUGCUUUCUCUUCUGUGGGACUCUACCUUUAAAAAUAAAGGGAAUGCCACUGGAUACUGAGACGAGGAAAAUUCUUUUCACUCAGGGUGUCGAGAACCUUUGGUAUUCUGUACCACAGAGAGCUGUUGAGGCUCAGACUCUGAAUAUGCUUCAGACAGAGACUGACAGAUGUUUGGUGACUGGUUGCAAACAGGAUUAUGAGUAAAAAGCACUGAAGUGUUCGAUCAGCCACGAUCAUGUUGAAUAGCAGGGCAAACUAGAGAUGCAGAAUGGCCUGCUCCUGUUCCUAUCCUGAAACGGUUUGCCAGAGCAGACGCCGAGAGGAUGUUUCCCCAAAUCGGUGACAUCUAGGACGGGGGCUACAGUGUGAAACUAAGGGGUUUUGUCCAUUUAAUUGGAAAUUAGGAUAAAUUUCAUCACUUGCUGAGGGUGAUGGGGCCACUGAAUAUAUUCCAGGCUGACUGAGACAGGUUUUCGAUUGAAGCAGUUAGAGAUUAUGUGGGACAGGAAGGAAGUGGAAGUGAGACCAUGACCAGAUCAGCACGAUCUUCUCGAUAAGCAGAGCUGGAUCAAGGAGGCAAACAUCCUUCUCCUGCUCUUAUUUCUGAUGAUCUUUUAAGUUUUUAUAAUCAUUAUAGGAGGAGUGCUGGAGGAUCUGCCUUUGAAAUAUGCGGUUUCCUGAUUUUGGGAGUACACUUAAGCUAUGCGUAUAAUGUGUAUUAAUAAGUGAGGCAAAAUUCAGAUUAAACCUGCAAAUGGCUUGAGAAACGUUUGUUAUUUUGUUUGGUAACAGACUCGAAAGACCAAUCUUUAUUUCCUUUUUCCCCGGUAUCCUCUUGAGAAGGUAUUGUUUCAGGUUCUGGUUCUGAAGAGGUUCAUGUUGCAUUGAAUCGCUACUGUGACACAUUGUGUGGGGGUGGAGGCAGGGUGUUUUAUUCCAGGAGCAGACCUUCCUGUACCAGCUGUGAUGGUUUUGGUCAUUAUGUCUAAAUGCAAGAUUGUUAUGGAAAAGGACAAAGAUGGGCCUGAAAAUGAAAGCUGUUAAGUGUGGGGACGCUGAUUUUAAUAAGAUCAGAGAUGAUUUGGCCAGAAUGGACAGUGGCAUGCAUUCAAGGAAGAUGUAUGGAAAGUACAGGGCCAACAUGAUCCAAAAAGCGUACAGCCAUCAAAUUCUAUUAAUCUUGGAUAUCAAGGUAUAGAGAGCUGGAACUGGGGACAGUCAGCAGGCCGGAGGCUUCAGCAGAGCAGAGAGGGUGGUUGGACUGGGGACCAGUCAAGUGGUUUGAGCGCCCUGGUAGACCAUGUUUGGAAGCCCCCUGCACUGAUCAUUAAUCUUAUUCUCAUUUUUCUAACUUAUACUAUGAACAACUUAAGUAAUGUAACUUUUUUCCCCCCUCUGUACUUCUGUAUCCAGGUACUUUGUACCUUCGACAUUGUCAUAUGGGGCGACAUUGUGAACUUUUCAUUGUACUCCUGCUCUUGAGUACAC